Phytophthora sojae is the source of this 564-nucleotide messenger RNA. RefSeq lists its product as hypothetical. Lineage: Eukaryota; Oomycota; Peronosporomycetes; Peronosporales; Peronosporaceae. The coding region runs from base 1 to 564 and encodes 187 amino acids. The transcript is spliced from 4 exons. The record is from RefSeq and is a predicted model, not a curated record.
AUGCCACUACCGAUAGGCGGUACUCCAGACGACCAUUUCGUCGACUUGUCUUCCAGCCCGCCAGCUCGCAGCCACAGCUACUCAUUUGAUGACGGUGAUCUCAACAAUCCGUACGCAGAUUUGUCGCAAUACGACACUUACGAUGCGCAAGACAAAGUUGCCGAUCCAGAUCCUGACUUCGUAGAGGACAUCUCCGACAACGAGGCCAUGCUGUCUUCGAACAACACACGCCCAGCCACUGUGCGAGCGGAGUUGAAAGAGUUCAACCACUUCGUGUGCAUGGAAGAUCUCCGCGGCGACUACGGAUGCCGCAUCAACUACAGUAAAAUGUUUGCUGGGCAACGGUCUCGAAAGUCUUACGCUGAUCGCCUCGCCACCAGGACAUCCGAGUCACGAAAGCGCAAACGAAAUGCAGCUCGCAAGGCGGCAGGUGAACCGGUUACACCCCCGUCUCGUGGCGGCAAAGCGGCUCGGGGCAGCAAGAAGCGGAAGGCAGCAGGUGCCACACGACGAGGUAAGAGUAUUCAUCUCAGAGGCGGCGAAUUCAUUAGCCCCCCAAACUAA